GUGGGGCAUGGACGCGGAGAAGUUGGCCAGGACGAUGGCAACAAAUGGCUCUACAGAAAAUCCUUCACGUCAAUAUUCGAGUGUCACCACUUGCAGUCAUAGGCCGUGUUUGUACGAGAAAAACAUGAAGUUUAACAUUACUACAAAAUUCUUCUGCAUGUUUGUACUCCUUCACACACUUCGCAUUUUAGAUUGCUUGUUUCAUCCCUAAAAUGAUCAAUUAUCUCGAAAGGGUUUCGUGAGAACGCGGUGCGGUAUUGCACUUCUCAUGAAAUGGAAUCCGAGACAACUUCGCACCAACGGAGGUUUGUAAAGGUGUGCUCAACUCGCUGCGGAAUGCUGACGCAAGUGUUUCCAAGGAGACCUCACUGUCGGAGAUCAUGCACAAGGUAGAUGGACAAUUUGUUAACCUUUUGGAACAGCGGAGCUUCAAUCGUGCAUUCUACUGCCGCCAACGCCAGGCGCGAGACCGUGACCUACAGUGCUGUUGAACUAACGUAAUUUCCGCGGCAACGUUUCUCCCUGACCUGUUCUUUGAAUAGUCUAGGGGUUACUGAUAUCCAUGCAACUUUUCGGUGCGAGUAAAUCGUGGAAACUAGUUGCUGGGUUUAAUCUGUAUCCUUUCGACAGCAACGAAGAGCUACCGCAGCUUCGGAGACGGAUGCUGAUCCUAAUUCAGCGGUUUAGUAAGCUGUUGGUCCUGCACGCUAACACUAGACUUAGACCUAAUUGCAUGGAAGCGUAGCAACGAUAUGAAGUAUCGUCGGCGUUGUAAUGCUAUAGCUUGUGUUGUCACAACAGACGAUGGUUCAGCUUGAAAACUUUAGGACGCCAUAUUUGGGUCCUUAACGAAUGGUUGAAUAUCCAAUGACAGAUGAUAACCGAAUGCAUUCAUCACGAUGCCUCUGCCGGAGGAUCGAACAGAAGAGAGAAGGGAAAGUGAGUCAGAUGCACAUUUCGAACACGAGUGUGCAGGUCUCAGAUUCCGCUAUGAGCUCCUUGUUCGGGGCACGCUGUCCCGGCAAUCAUUGGGAUGCUGAGCAUUUUGGAACAUAAUCACAUUCUUUGCACUUGCAAUCUGGGUUUGAGGUUACUCGAGAGUGUGAGCAAUCAAUGGCAAUGUUGCAUUCCCGCCCGACGUGGGUUCGCAAGGUGGGAAGCCCAGGGUAUGUGAUCCAGCAUUCACAAGUUUUCGAUGCCUCGAAUUUGCGCAUCGUGCUGCACUCGAAUCUGGGAAGUGGCUGCAGGGAAGUCCAUCGCUCGGCCACCCCCUCGAAGUCUGUGAGCCAAUGCUCGGAGGGAGCGCAACAAAGACCUGUAUCAGUGAUUCGGAAAAUCCGAGAGAGUUUAGUGAGAAGGGAGAAGAGCGCUGUGGAGGUUACCGAAGCGUACCUUGUGAAGCUGAGGGAACAGGAACCCCAUGUGCGGAGCUUCUUGCAUGUGUCUGAGAAGGCUCUACAGGAUGCGCAGGAAUUGGAUAGAAGGGUGGCGGAGGGUCGGGAAAUUGGACCCUUAGCAGGAGUUCCGCUAGGAGUGAAAGAUAAUUUGUGCACUCGGGACAUGCCCAGUACCGGUGGAUCUCGAAUACUACAAGGGUAUUACCCUCCGUAUGACGCAACCGCUGUGGCCAAACUGCGGUCGUCUGGGGCGAUUCUGGUUGGAAAGACCAAUAUGGAUGAGUUUGGAAUGGGUAGCUCUACUGAAGGCUCCGCGUAUCAGGUGACUGCCAAUCCUUGGGAUUUAUCAAGAGUACCUGGAGGUUCUUCAGGCGGUUCGGCUGCGGCAGUGGCAGCUGGCCAGUGUGCAGGGGCGCUUGGAAGUGAUACCGGGGGCAGCAUUCGGCAGCCUGCAAGUUUCUGUGGGGUUGUUGGACUGAAGCCUUCUUAUGGUCGUGUUUCUAGGUUUGGUCUGAUGGCAUAUGCCUCCUCACUUGAUGUUGUGGGAUGCUUCGGAAACUCGGUGAUGGACGCUGCAAUUCUUCUGGAAGCAAUUGCUGGUGCUGAUAAGAACGACUCCACAUGUAGCCCGCAGGACGUCCCAGACUAUACAUCCAACCUACUUCCAAUUGAUGAUCUUGGUAGCAAACCGUUGGCUGGUAUUAGGUUUGGUAUCAUCAGUGAGACUAUUGCUGACGGUGUCGUUGAGGAUGUUCUAUCAGCUGUUAAACAAGCUGUAACGCACUUAGAGAGCCUCGGUGCUUCUGUGCGAGAGGUAGCAAUGCCCAAUUUCUCACUAGGUCUCCCAGCGUAUUAUGUGCUGGCAACUUCAGAAGCCUCGUCGAACCUCGCUCGCUAUGAUGGUGUCAGGUAUGGGCCACGUGCCCAUGGUGAAGAAGUAAUGUCCAUGUAUGCCAACUCUCGUGCUCUGGGUUUCGGUCCCGAGGUGAAGCGGCGGAUUUUGAUGGGGACCUACGCUUUGUCAGCGGGCUAUUAUGAUGCAUUCUACAAGAAAGCUCAACAGGUGCGAACAGUAAUUCAGCAGGAUUUCAAAAAUGCCCUCGAAGAAGUUGAUUUGCUUAUUUCACCAGUGACUCCUACAGCCGCUUAUAAGAUAGGCGAGAAGGUGAAUGAUCCAUUGGCCAUGUAUGUUGGAGAUUUGAUGACGGUGAAUGUGAACCUUGCUGGACUCCCUGCUCUUGUGGUUCCUUGUGGUCUUGCGAAAGGUGGAACUUCUGGUCUUCCAGUCGGUCUUCAGAUGAUUGGUCCAGCAUUUAGAGAGGAAAGCAUAUUGCGACCUGGGCACAUAUUCGAGCAAACGUUACCUACGAGCUUCAGCGCUCCAACACUAGUAUCCUAGCUGUAAGCAUGCACGGAAUUUUAGGAAGAGCAAUUCAACAGGUCACACCAGAUGUUUGUCAUCUACCUGUUAAAAAUUUUGCCACUUUCACUCGUUGAAAUUCUAGGAUGGAGAUCCUUGGUGGCGGUGAGCCCCAGUCUGUAGUCCUUCCAGCAACGUCAACCGACAUGAAGUGAGAUUUUAUGCCCUUGUUAUGUAGAACCAUUUUCUAUCUUGGUUGUGCCAGUUCGAAAAGAGCCUUCAUGUAGCGUCAGAUUCGUCAAAUCGCACCAUCGUCUCAUUUGUGACAA
Messenger RNA from Physcomitrium patens, 3086 nucleotides. Its product is annotated as glutamyl-tRNA(Gln) amidotransferase subunit A, chloroplastic/mitochondrial. Gene Ontology annotation, biological process: translation. Gene Ontology annotation, cellular component: glutamyl-tRNA(Gln) amidotransferase complex. The record is from RefSeq and is a predicted model, not a curated record. NCBI's taxonomy places the organism in Eukaryota, Viridiplantae, Streptophyta, Bryopsida, Funariales, Funariaceae. Gene Ontology annotation, molecular function: glutaminyl-tRNA synthase (glutamine-hydrolyzing) activity.